UUUCAUUUAUAUUAUUUAAUCAAUAGACAAGUUUAAUUUUAUAUUUACAUCAUUUUAAACGAAGAUUUAUUCAGAUAUUUUAUUACUUUAGAAUAUUUAAUUACUUUAUAAUAUCUAAAAAUAUAUAUUGUUUCAAAUAAUUCAAGUAUUUUAUUUUUUAAAAAGAAAUUUUUUUAUACAAAGUAAUUAUUAUCUAAAGUUUAUAUUAAGUAUUUUAAAAAUGGCGGGCUUAAACAUGCCAUUUUGAAAUAUUUUAGAUUAUUUAGAAUGUCACAAUUAUAUACUAGUUAAUUCAGAAGUUUGAUUCGGCAUUUGAAAUAUACAUAUAUAUUAGAAUUUUCACGUGAUGCAUUUAACAUAUAAAUUUAUAAACAAAAAUUAAUAACAAAUAAUUACAAAAAACAUAUAAAGAAAUCAUUCUGAUCGAUAGUGAUUUUUUGAAACUUUGUUUUUUUAUUUGAAUAUUCUCUAUAUUGUGUUAAUCGAAAAAUAUUUGGUAUAUUUCUAUGUCAGCACUGUAGUUGGACAAUUGUGAUUGGAGCAUGCGCUGAUAUUCGUUUCUUUAGCUCUGAACGUGAGGUCGGCAGUAAUCAUUGUUCAUGAUUAGUUACAUUACUGUGUAAGAUUGUAGUGGCAUGGUUUUCAAGAGAUUUCGUGAUAUAUGUAUCGUGUGCGCGUAUUGAUGUUAUAUUUAAAUGCGCGGGAUAUCGAGACAAACUUUAUACAUAACAUUUAUUCUCUUUUUGAUUGAUCAAUCGAAGAACUUGCUAACAAAAGCUUCUACUUGCUUAUAAGACACUACGAAAUUACAUUUGUAUACAUAUAUAUCAUAUAUAUAUACAUACACAUAUAUUUGUGCAUGUGUAUAUACAUACAUGGUAUCGUGUUUCAUCGUUUCACGUUAUACCCAAUACUGGAUCCAAAUAUUUUUCAAGAAUGAUAGGCGUGUCAGUAUAUCAGGCAAAUGUAUGCUAGCAUUAAUAGCAUAUUAUCAACGCACCUGUUGCAGUUAAAGAAUUAAAGAAGAAGUAAGCUUCAAAACUUACUUAAGACCCUGGGUGUAAUUCUAUUACAUCUGACAUAAAAUGGCAGAGGAGUGCAAUGAUGUUAAAUCUGCUGGUCCAUCUUCACCAAGAAGUCCACAAAAUAAUAGUACAGGAGGAAAAAGCAGUCCUCAUUCACCUAGACAGCCAAGGCGUGUGAAGCUAACACAACAGCAAUUGGACAGCAUGACAAAGGACGAGCUAGCAGCCAAGUGGCAUGAACAGGACUUAUAUGUGGAGUGUCUAGAGGCGCAAGCGGCAGCCCAGGAAGGUACUGAGAUCACUUGAGUGAGACCAUCUCACUCACCACAUUUCUUAAGCGAAUUUAUGAAUGCCAGAACACAACGGUCUCUUGUAUGAAACAAGACUCUUAUAGGGACGUUAAGAUUAGGGAUUAAGCAUAUUAUUAGUACUGUGUUUAGGAUAAUAAUAACAAUUAAUAAUUAAUAAUAAUUAUAUAAUAAUAAUAAUAAUAAAAAUAAGUUUUUUAUAAGUUCUAAAAUUGAAAAUUUUUCACUAAAUAAGUAAUAUAAUAAUAUAGAUGAAAUUUUUUAAAAAUAUUUUUUAUGAUAUCUAUAAAUAAAUUAUAGUUGUAGAAAAUUUAUGUAUAUAUAAAGUAACAUGCUAUAUAUAAAGCAUUGAAUAGAUCACUUUGGUAAUAGACUUUAGAUAAAGGCUAGUGAUAUAGUAAUAUUGUAAUAUUUUGAAAACUACAUUUGUGAUGUGUAGUGUGGGCAAUUAAAUUAAUGCCAAUAUGUACAGUGUUUGAAAUUUUUUUGGUGAGCAGAAGUGAUGUGCGGUCAUAUACACUGCAUAUACAAAAAAUUUAAUAUAAUAUUAUGCAAGUAAUGCAUAAUUUUAUUAUUUGGUGUUAAGUUGCGCUAUUAUUGAUAUUAAAAAUCACUUAAUGCUAAAAGCAAAGUGCAUAUUGAAAAAAAGUGAUAUUGUGUGACAAGAAGAGAUGACAAUUUUCUGAAUGUGUUCACUAUAAAUAUAUAUAAAUCAUUUCUUUUACUCUAAACACACACAGCUUACUGUUGAUAUGACCUCUUAAGUGACCGUGCAGUGUGCCACGUAUAAUUCUACAGUGUAGUAAAACACACUGCCAGAUGCAGGACAGUGCGUGUGUGUUUGUGUGUACAUUGGAUAUCGAGUUUCCACUUUGCGAGGAUUGAAUGAAAUACAACAUCCUUGCUGGCUUUGAAUAUACCACUCAGAAGAGUAAAAACAGAGGUCCUAUGUCAUCCUUUGGCCCACAAAACUCUGUGCCAGGGGUGCGUGAAUCUAAGUCUUGGUGAAGUACGAAACCUUUAAUUGAUGCAGUUAUGAUCUGAAAUUCCAGCUGCUUUUUCCAAUCCUAACAAUUCUUAUCCCAAUCUACAAUCUUUAAUAUCAUUUUAUAUAUAUAGAUAUAUCUGAUAAAAUUGAACAAUUUUAAUUAUGUUCCUAGACAAACCAUCCCUGUUUAUUCCCAUUAUGAACGCAAUUCAUGCAUGCAUUUGUACCUGCACCAUAACUUCCUGAUGUCCAAUCUGAAAAAAAUACAAACCUGAUCAAAUAAGGCCAGGAGGUCAUCUUGUGACAACAUCUGUGUCUGCAACAAAUAGUCUAUCUAUUUUCAUGGAAGAAAAAUAACGUCCACUCUUGGUCUCGGUGGAAGCACAGAGAAUCUCACAAAUGGCACGAUGCAACGACUCCAAACUCAAAGUGACCUAUCUUCAUUGAGAGAAUCUGAAAGCAAAUACAGGCAACAACAUGCAGAAGCAUCUCAUAGAGAGAAGAUUUUAGUUAGGAGACUUGCUUCUAAAGAACAAGAAUUACAAGAAUAUAUUAAUCAAAUUGCCGAAAUGAAAGCUGCUCAUGCUCCGUCCGCUGUGGCAUUAAGAUCUGCUCUACUAGAUCCUGCUGUUAAUAUUUUAAUUCAGAAAUUAAGACAAGAACUUGUUACAACUAAAGCUAAAUUAGAGGACACUCAAAAUGAACUUAGUGCCUGGAAAUUUACACCUGAUAGCAAUACAGGUAAAAGAUUAAUGGCAAAAUGUAGAUUGUUGUAUCAAGAAAAUGAAGAAUUAGGUCGUAUGAUUGCUAGUGGACGAAUUGCUAAAUUAGAAGGAGAUCUUGCACUUCAAAGAAGUUUUAGUGAAGAAAUGAAAAAAUCACAAUCAGAAUUGGAUGAAUUUUUACAAGAUUUAGACGAAGAUGUUGAAGGAAUGCAGAGCACAAUUUAUUUCUUACAACAAGAAUUACGUAAAGCUCGUGAAUCAGUAACAUUAUUACAACAAGAAAAUGCAGCAUUGAAAGCAAAUUCAAGUGAAAAUAAUUUAACAAAUGGUUUGUCUCCUCAUACACCACCAAUUAAAAAAGAGGAAUCAGAGGAAAAUUCAAUUCCAGAAACAAAGACUUUAAAAUCUUUAGAAGAUAGUGAUGUGUGCAAAGGUGCUAGGACUCCACCGUUGUCAUCGCAACGAUCGCCGUGUGAGUUUUCAAAUACUGAAAGAACAGAACGGAUUGAACGAAAAGCAAUCAAUCAAGCGGAUCAUAAUGAUGAAAGCUCAAGUGAUUCAGCUGCUUUGAUAAUCAAAGUUGAGAAUGAGGAAUUAAGUGAUAGGGAAGAAGAACAUGAAGAAAAUCGAAAUAAUAAAAGGAUAUUACGAAGCAAAAGUCAUAAUAGAAAUAACAAUAAAACUAAUGGGGAAGAGAUGCUAACUAGAAUAACUAGGGGUAGGGAUAGGACCAAAAGGGACAAAAGUGCACCAGGUAGUGAUGAUGAAAGGACACAUAAAAAAAAGAGAAGAGAGAGUAUUCUUUCUCUUGAUUAUAAUGAAGCUGAUGAUGAUGCGUUAGUUUUAACUAAUGGUGAGACACUUCAAAGCGAUCCAGAAUGAACAAUUUUCUAGAACAAUUUUAUACACAAACACUUGUUAUAUACAAAUAAGGGUUAACGUGACUUAAUAUACAACAUAAGUUGAAUAUAAUAUUUCAUAUUUAAAAGUUAUAAUACACUCACAUCACGAUAAAUAUUUCUAAUAAUUUUAUAUAAUUUUUCGUAAUAUAAAUUUGUAAAUAUAUUUCAUAUUUGAAUAUUUUGAAGUCACGUUAAUGCCGAAAAAAUUGCACUUGAUUACAUAUGAUAAUAUGUUCACAAAAUAAUGUGGCGUUGGAAUAAAGGGGUAGAUAGUUAAAACUAUAUUUCUUUUUUCUUGCAAUGAAAUCGCAUUAAAUUCUUCAAUAAGUAUUCGUUAAAAAAAUGCUUCAAUGUUUUUAAUGGCUUUUUUUGUAAAUUCGUUGAAACAUUGAUAGUAGCUCAUCUUGUUAGAUUUUUUGAAACAAUUAUAAGAAAUAUAAAUAACAAUAAAGUAAUAAUUAGGGCUAUGCCUUUUCUUUAUUAUGUAAAUACACAAAUGUUAAUAUCUGGUACACGACGACGCACAUACAUAGAUUUAUAUAUGAUUAUGUGCGCAAUAAUUUGUAUGUAUGUACUAUUUUUUUCAUUGUGACAUGCGUGUCAAAAUUCGUUAUUACAUAAAAUGUGCUUUUAAUUAUGUAUAAUAAAAUUGAGGUCUAUUUGUUAGAUUUAUUAAAUACCUGUAAAUUAUAUGAAAUAUAAAACAACAUUAAUUUCAGUAAAA
This is a messenger RNA of Apis cerana (Asiatic honeybee), 4672 nucleotides long. RefSeq names its product Pre-mRNA-splicing regulator female-lethal(2)D (gene fl(2)d). Gene Ontology annotation, biological process: regulation of alternative mRNA splicing, via spliceosome; mRNA modification. Gene Ontology annotation, cellular component: nucleus. Lineage: Eukaryota; Metazoa; Arthropoda; Insecta; Hymenoptera; Apidae. The record is from RefSeq and is a predicted model, not a curated record.